This is a messenger RNA of Camelus dromedarius (Arabian camel), 2610 nucleotides long. It is a transcript of the gene LEFTY2, whose product is annotated as left-right determination factor 2. The record is from RefSeq and is a predicted model, not a curated record. Gene Ontology annotation, molecular function: growth factor activity; transforming growth factor beta receptor binding; cytokine activity. Gene Ontology annotation, biological process: anterior/posterior axis specification. Bases 664 to 1767 code for a protein of 367 amino acids. The transcript has 4 exons. NCBI's taxonomy places the organism in Eukaryota, Metazoa, Chordata, Mammalia, Artiodactyla, Camelidae. Gene Ontology annotation, cellular component: extracellular region.
CGGCUUCUCCUGGCCCUGCUGAACAGAGAGAGCUGCCAGCUUUCCUGUCCUGAUAGCCUCUGUCUUCCUUCUGUCAUGGGGGAGGACAGGAGCGGGAGGGGGGCUUACAAGGACUGAUGAAUGGAGGGAGGUGACUCAAGGGGCUUCUGUGAAAGUGCCCUGUAUGGGCCUGGAUUGCAGGCAGGAAUGCAGAACGCUUUCCCUCCUUCCUCUCAGUAAGCAAAGCUAGACCCAAACUAGUCUCUAGGACAGAGAUUUAAAUAGAUUUAAACAGCUGGUUAAUGGGACUCUCUUUUUCACAGAAUAGGCUGGCUUUUUCAUAGAUGAGGACUAGGGUAGGGUCAGGGAAAUUCAGCAGUCAAUAAAAUUAUUAUUGAGCUGCCAGACAGCAGUGGUCCGAGGCCCCAGGCCUGUGUGGCAUCCAGACAGCCCUUUGUGCCCUUUCUAGACAUCCCCCUCCUCAGGGUUCAGGGACCUGUCUGGCUGCUGAGCUCCCAGGAGGUCCAAGGGGUGUGAUCUCCCUCCCUCUCUACCUCCCUCCCAGGCCCAGCCCAGGGCUGGCUAUAAAGCCAGCCCAGCCUGGCUCUCAGCACAUCCAGCUGGGACCCUCCUGGAGCCUCCUCCGGGAACACAUCCACUCUCCUCCUUCUCCUGAGCAGCACCAUGCAGCCCCUGUGGCUCUGCUGGGCACUCUGGGCGCUGCCCCUGGCCGGCCCCGGGGCGGCCCUGACCGAGGAGCAGGUCCUGAGCAGUCUGCUGCAGCAGCUGCACCUCAGCAAGGUCCCUGUCCUGGGCAAGGCCGACAUGGAGGGGCUGGUCAUCCCUGCCCACGUGAGGGCCCAGUACGUGGCCCUGCUGCAGCGCAGCCACGGGACCCGCUCCCGGGGGAAGAGGUUCAGCCAGAACUUCCGAGAGGUGGCCGGCAGGUUCCUGGUAUCUGAGGCCUCCACGCACCUGCUGGUGUUCGCCAUGGAGCAGCGGCUGCCGCCCAACAGCGAGCUGGUGCAGGCGGUGCUGCGCCUGUUCCAGGAGCCGGUCCCCAAGGCCGCGCUCCGCAGGCAUGAGCGGCUCUUUCCGCGCAGCGACCGCGCCCGGGUCACCGUCCAGUGGCUGCACGUCCGCGACGACGGCUCCAACCGCACCUCCCUCAUCGACUCCAGGCUGGUGUCCAUCCACGAGAGCGGCUGGAAGGCCUUGGACGUGACCGAGGCGGUGAACUUCUGGCAGCAGCUGCACCGGCCCCGGCAGCCGCUGCUUCUGCAGGUGUCGGUGCAGCGGGAGCACCUGGGUCCGCUGGCCUCCAGCGCCCACAGGCUGAUCCGCUUCACCUCCCAGGGGCCGUCGGGCGCCGGGCAGGGGGAGCCCCAGCUGGAGCUGCACACCCUGGACUUCAGGGACUACGGAGCUCAGGGAAAUUGUGAUCCUAAGGCGCCAAUCACUGAGGGCACCCGCUGCUGCCGCCAGGAGAUGUACAUUGACCUGCAGGGAUUGAAGUGGGCUGAGAACUGGGUCCUGGAGCCCCCAGGCUUCCUGGCCUAUGAGUGUGUGGGCACCUGCCAGCAGCCCCCAGAGUCCCUUACCUUCAAGUGGCCAUUUCUGGGGCCGCGACAGUGCAUCGCCUCGGAGACGACCUCGCUGCCCAUGAUUGUCAGCAUGGAGGAGGGAGGCAAGCGCAGGCCCCAGGUAGUCAGCCUGCCCAACAUGAGGGUGCAGAAGUGCAGCUGUGCCUGGGACGGGGCGCCCGUGCCAAGGAAGCUGGCGCCAUAGGUGUCGGAUAUAGCCAUGGUGGCCUCAGACUAAGACACGUGCACCAAAGUAGGUCUUGAUAUAGGUCUUAAUUUUCUACUUAGUAAGUUAGCCCUGCCCCAGCUGAGUGUCCCUAUUUUACCUUUCCUGCAUGUUCUUCUGUUUCUUGUCCUCCUGCCCAUCACCCACCCUAAGCACUUACAUGAGUAACUAAUACAACCCUGAUUGCUGAGCUAUGAGAAGGAAAUCUCAGCCUCCUUGUUUAAAAGAUGUAGCCGAGCAUGGACAGAUUGUCAGCUGGGAGCUUCUGUUCUCUGACAAAUUCUCAGUUGAGUAUGGGCUAACAAACUCUACAAUGAGAACUGGGGAAAUAAACUGAUUUAUUCUAUUACAUGGUGAAUUAAAACAAAACAAAACAGAACAAAACAAAACAAAAUCCCUCUGUUUCCCUUAGGUAGGGAGGAGGUCUUAAAAAGAAGCCCCACUCACCAAAAUGUUGACCAAUUCUGGGCUUUUGUAAAUAUACUCAAGUGCCUGUUUCACUGAGAGUGCUGGGAGGGAGGAUGAAGGGCUUCAGGCUUGGGGCAGUGGACAGGGAAUCAGGGCACCUGGUUUCUGUAUCUAAUAGGACCAUAAGCUGUGACCUCAAGCAAAUGUAGAAGACUUUCGGCCACUAUUUCCUCUUAAAAAGGAGAAAUUGGGAUUUCUCUCUAAGAUUUCAUUGCCCUGGGGAUGAGACAGCCCUAACCUCACCCACUCCUCUGCUCCUCUGGAGACUGAGCAUUGCCUGUGCAUAUUUCGGUUAUUUCCCCCACCGUUUUAGAGAGCUUAACACUGGAACCCACAUGUAUUUACAUAUUUUAA